Molecule: messenger RNA, 1450 nt
Organism: Octopus sinensis (East Asian common octopus)
Lineage: Eukaryota; Metazoa; Mollusca; Cephalopoda; Octopoda; Octopodidae
Product: hypoxanthine-guanine phosphoribosyltransferase
Exons: 9
Coding region: 16-777 (253 amino acids)
Biological process (GO): guanine salvage; IMP salvage; hypoxanthine metabolic process
Molecular function (GO): magnesium ion binding; hypoxanthine phosphoribosyltransferase activity
Source: RefSeq, a predicted model, not a curated record
CUUCAUUUUAACUGCAUGGUGCGUAAAUAUAUCGGGAAGAGAAUCGCACCAGCAGAUCGUGCAGAAGCUUCAGAUAAUAUAUUACGAUUUUGUCUUAAUUCAUUUUGUUAUUGCUACUGGAGUAUAAUGGAGAUUAAAGAUGAUUAUGCUGGCUACCCUUUGAAUAUGUUCUGUGUUCCUAAACAUUAUGAAGCUGAUUUGACUGAUAUUAUGAUACCUGCAGGACUCAUUAAUGAUAGAAUUGAACGAAUAGCUCGUGAUAUUGUUCAAGAUAUAAUCCCUCAAGAAAAUCGAGGAAUUGUGGUUCUGUGUGUACUAAAAGGAGGCUAUAAGUUCUUCGCUGAUUUGUUAGAUAAGAUUAAACAGUUAAAUCGCAACAGUGAAGAAUCCAUCCCAAUUUCUAUUGAUUUCAUCCGUUUACAAAGCUAUAAGAAUGACAAAUCUCAAGGUUCCAUUCAAGUUAUUGGUGGUGACCGACUGGAAAAUUUAAAAGGCAAAUGUGUUCUCGUAGUAGAAGAUAUUAUAGAUACUGGUGGAACUAUGAUCAAACUAAAGGAAUUGCUUGCUAAGCAUGAACCAAAGUGUGUUAAAGUAGCCAGCUUGUUGGUGAAGCGAAGUGCUCGCAAUUGUGGAUAUAAACCUGACUUUACAGGCUUUGAAAUCCCUGAUGAGUUUGUAGUUGGAUAUGCUCUUGAUUAUAAUGAGCAUUUUAGAGAUUUGAGUCAUAUUUGUGUGAUUAAUGAAAAUGGAAAGAAAAAAUAUGCUGUGGCAUCCUAAAAAUCUGAGACAGCCUAUCUCAGAUGUGAAAUGAAUCUGACUUUUUUUUUGUCAAAAGACAUUUAACACCUAGUGACAAAAUAUAUUAAAAUCUUAUUUUUCCAAUUACUUUCCUGAUUUUAUUUAUUUUUUUUUUCAAUAAAUUUUUGAGAAAUAUUAACUUAAUCUAUAUUCUUCUAUCUUAUCUAAUUACAUCUGAGUAAUGAUCUCAGUUACUCUUAUUAUUUAGUUUCUCAUUUUACAUUGUUUAUUAGUUAAGAGGAAAAAAAACUGCAUUUAGUCAAAAGUGAGAUUGUAACAUUACAUUUUUUUCAUUCAUUAAAUUAAUUUUCUUCAUACAACACUUUUUAUUUUCAUGCAGCCAUUUGUGACUAACAAAAAAAUAUUUUGAGUUGAUACUGAUCCUCAUGUAAUGAAAUCUUGGUUUGAUAAUAAACUGCACAACUGUUUAUGUUUGUUAAUUUGGUAUUCAUUUAUAUUAGAUAAAAAUCAGAUGUCUUCCCUUGAAUUGUAGAUUGUUCAAUAGUUUGUAGUGGACAGGUAUAAAGAUGAUGGAAAUCGAAACCAAUUGUUGUAAUUUCAGAAAAUACUUGAAAUAAAUAUCAGCAAACAUAUUCUUACAAAUACACUCUGUUGAAAUAAAUGGUAAUAAAAUUUUUAUUCUUUUCUGACA